AUUUGUUGAGCAACUCUUCAAACUAUUGAACAAUUCAUUUAAGAUUACUUACAAAAGCUAAAAUGGAGAAUGGUAAAGAGCAAAAUACGAGACGAGGAACUCGCCUCAUUCGCACCUCCACUUCGACCAAUUUCGAUUACAAUGUAUCAAUAAUAUUGGAUGAGUGGCGCCAAUUGAAGUAUAUAAGAAAUUUAAAUGAAGCCAAAGAAUGGAUGCCAAAAGAAAUGCCGCAAACGGCAAAGUAUCGGAAGCUAGUCGAAGGCCUGUAUGCAAAAGUGAAUAAAGAAAUACAUCGGAUGAAAGGGAAGCAAAGCUUUAUCUCCGAGCAUCUCAGCAUGAUGAGUUCGAUGCGUGGUACCCGAGCUAUGGGCGGAUUGAAAUUAACCAUCAGCGAUAUCAUGGAAGGGGUACCCAGCAUGACGAUGGUUUUUCGGGAAAACGAGCUGACUGGUACUCUAUCAAAUGUCUUACCCAUGUCUUCUACAAUUUACAGAUACAACGGUUAUAUUCAAAUAGUGCUGCGCCCAACUGAUUCUGUAAUGCUUUAUGAACAUAACAGUGAGACGGUGCGAAAGGGUACACCCGAGUCGGCGGAAGUGAUUGACGACAAUUUAGUAUACGACUACCUGACAAUGGGUGAGGGACGCUUGCGCGGACGCAGAGAUAGCGAAGCGCAAACACGCAGCGUAUUGCUUGUAAACGCCGCAGCCGCAACUGGACCUAUAUAUCAAAGGGACUCCAAUGACUUUACAUCAAGAUACGACAUUUAUGAGACAAUGCAUGCACAUAAACAACCGAAAAAACACAGCGGUCUCAUAAAAUGCCCGUCCAAAGCUGCAGAGACAUGUCUGAAUGCAUUGGCUCACAACAUAUCCUUUACCAGAGCCGUAAUGCGUGUCGAACGUGGAAUCUCGAUUAAUUCGCAUAUAAGAGGGCAGAUGCAUUAUCGCAAUUUAUUAAAACAGACGGGCUUACACGAAAAAGGCACAUACAACAUACAAGAGAUCUUCCGUUUCACCAAACCGCCUUUUGAAAAUCUGAAUCAACCAAUUAAGGCACGUAAAGCGGUCUCGGAUAUAAGUUUUUGCUUCGGCAAUGCCGAUCUUGUUGCUAUCGCUUACGGCGUUUACUCCUAUGCCGUACAAAUACCGGCAACGACUGGCAAUGUAUGUGUGUGGAGUAUUAAGAAUGUACUGCAUCCGGAACGCACAUACUCCUACAACUCUCCGGUAACGGCAGUGUCAUUCUCACCCUUCGAUCACUCACUCAUCGCAGUGGGCAUGGCCAAUGGUUGGCUGGAAGUGCGCGAUAUAAGCGUAGAAAAUAAUCCACCAUUGUCAAUUAUAAAUAGAUCAACAAUAACGGGCAAUGAUCCCGUUAUGACAAUUAAAUGGUAUUUGAAACCCGUUUUUCCAUCUCAAGGCUUCAAGCGCUUUAUAACUCUUUCACGAACUGCAGUGGUACGUAAAUAUCGUUUUCACAAUGGUCCACAUGUCUUCACCACGGAAUUGACACGUUUGAGUCGCGUACGUGGUGAAGUCGAAGGUUUGUCUUUGCAUGGAGAUGCCCCAGAGUUAGAUAAUCGUUCCGACAGCACAUUGUUCUGCUUCAACUUAACAUUGGAUCCGCUGAAUAAGGACUUAUACUACAUGCUGACCGAUCAGGGUUGCAUACAUAAUGGAUCAAUGACACUGGAGCACAGUUUCUCGUCGCCAUUACGCACACACAUAUAUGGAUCGGUCAACUGUAUGGAGUUUUCGCCGUGGUCACCGAAAAUAUAUCUCACAUGUGGAAAUGAUUGGUUCGUACGAAUUUGGAUGCUUGGCGUGACGGAACCACUUCUAGAGCUAACCCAUAAAAUGUUCCCCGUACAUUAUGCCGCCUGGAGCCCCACUCAAUCAACCACAAUAUUUUCGCUGACGCGAAAAACACUCGACAUAUGGGACAUACGCAAUCCAUUUCGGCCGAUCAAAUCCGUGAAUGUCGCCUCGAGUCACAACACCCUAUUUAAACCUUCACCGACUGGCACUGCCGUUAUGAUUGGUAAUGAGCAUGGCGACGUAAUUGUGUGUGGUGUGGGCGAAACCUUCAUUUUGCCCAAAUUUCAGUAUGACACGAUGGAGGAAGCAAUUUAUGCCGGAAUUCAGAGCGAGAGUCUUCGCCAGUUGGUAAAAGAAGCCGGAUUUUUCGGUUACGAAAACAAAAGUAAUCGAAGAAUGUUUCCAGCGGUUUAUGCACGUAUUUGAAAUUCUUGAUCUUAAAUAUGUUUU
Molecule: messenger RNA, 2270 nt
Organism: Bactrocera latifrons
Lineage: Eukaryota; Metazoa; Arthropoda; Insecta; Diptera; Tephritidae
Product: dynein intermediate chain 1, axonemal-like
Exons: 5
Coding region: 63-2246 (727 amino acids)
Biological process (GO): cilium movement
Cellular component (GO): axonemal dynein complex
Molecular function (GO): dynein heavy chain binding; dynein light chain binding
Source: RefSeq, a predicted model, not a curated record